ACUUUGGGAAAACGAAAUCCACCCCAACCACACUUAGCAAGUCGCCCUGGCCGGGCCUGGGCUGCCCUCCAGUCGGUCAGCUGGACUGAAUUUCCACGCGGCCAAGCCGUACGCCUCCCAGACCCUGAUCUCCAGUCUGCACAGGCCAGGUAUCUGGAGUCUGGCCUAGUGACAGGCAUCCCCCAGGUGGGAGGAGGGGCUGUCCUGGCUGUGACCUGGAUAUCAGAUCCAGAGCUGAGGGGGAGGCGCGGGGUCAGGAGGGGAGGCGUUCUGAGUUUCCCCUGGCCAAGGCUGCAGACAAGGGGCGCAGACAAUCGGCACAUUGUGAGCAGGGGCUGCAGGAUGGAACCAGUGAGCUGCUGUGCUGAGCACCCUAAACCUGGGCCUACAGGGCCAAGGCUGCAGACACUGCGAAUGACCCUCCCGAGCCCCCAUAUGCCCCGGCCCAACCAAACCAUCCUGGUGGACGUGGCCCGGAACGCAGCGACCAUCACAGUGACCCCACCUCAGAGCAACCACAGCUGGGUGGUGCUGUUCGACGGGCAGAGCGGCUGCAUCUGUUACCGCCCUGAGGAGCACCAGGCCUGCUUCCUCCGCCUGAUGGAGGACAGCGAUCGGGAGACCCUGCGGCUGCUGGUGGAUACCUCCAAGGUCCAAGAGGCUUGGGUCCCUGCCCAGGACAUCCACCACACCCAGGAGCUGCUGGCAGUGCAGGGGAGCCUCGAGGUGGACCCCGCCCAGGUGGGGGCUUUGGUGCAGCGCCUGUGCAUGAGGACCCCCAUUUACUGGGCCUGGCGAGCAGAGGGUGAGUCAGGACCGCUGUGGGGGAAGGCCAGGCCCUCGGGAUGGUUUGAGGAGCUGGGGGCGGAGCCCUUGGAGAUUCACGGCGCCCUCGCCACAGGGCCCCGGAGACAGCGGCUGAUUUAUCUCUGCAUGGACAUCUGCUUCCCGAGCAACAUCUGCGUGUCGCUCUGCUUUUAUUACCUCCCAGACUGAGCCCCCGACCUGGCCCAGCCCAGCCCCUGUCCCCAGUCCAGUGGGCUGGCCAGGCCACCUGCACCAGGGAGGACAGCCGCCGGCAGGGACUAAUAAACCCUUCCACCUGGC
Symphalangus syndactylus (siamang) is the source of this 1107-nucleotide messenger RNA. It is a transcript of the gene BRICD5, whose product is annotated as BRICHOS domain containing 5. The record is from RefSeq and is a predicted model, not a curated record. NCBI's taxonomy places the organism in Eukaryota, Metazoa, Chordata, Mammalia, Primates, Hylobatidae.